AUGCCAGAGUCAGCAGCAGCUCAAGACACCCUGGGGGCCCCCAGUGUACGUACACCCCGGGAGGGGGGCCCCCUGCCAAGUCCCAGGCAAGAAAGUUCUCCUGAAAGUCCCCACGAAGUUUCGGAAGAGGGGCCCCCGGGGGCCCCCCGGGGGGCCCCCGAGGGGCCCCUCGGGUCCCCCAAGCCGCAGGCUGCCAGCGGAGGAAAGGCCCCUGCUGCAGCAGCAGAAGCUGCCGCUACUCAAGCAGCUGCUGCGCGGACUGCGUCCAGGAGCUCCGAGCGACAAGUAAAGCGACACCGGUCUUCGUUGAAGCACAGCAGCAGCAGCAGCAGCAGCAGCAGCAGCCAGCCACACCGCGCGGUGACCUUCACUGAAGAAGUUUUUGUUGCUGAAGUCCCAAUAGAGAAAAACCCCCACGUGGCCAUUCCCCUCACUGAGGGAGACAUAGAGCCGCAGCAGCAGCAGCAGCAGCAGCAGCGGCAGCAGCGGCAGCAGCUGGGCUCCCCCAGGGGCCUCACAAGAAGCAGCUUAGACGCUGUCGCCGCUGUUGCUGCUAUUGCUGCUGCUGCUGCUGCUGCUGUUGCUGCUGCUGCUACGACAGUGGUUUAUGUGGACGGGUGGCCGCAUGUGCUGCUGACUUCCAUUCCGGGGGUGCCGCUGCAGCAGGGGGAGCAGCUUUUUGUGGAUUAUGGAUUUGACUGGGCAGCAGCAGCAGAUGCUGCUGCUGUGCGUUACGCGCGGCAGCAGCUGCGGGUUUUGCGGCUGCUGCAGCGGCGGGGGGGGCCCGCAGCAGCAGCAGCAGCAGCAGCAGCUGCUGCAGCAGCAGCAGCGCCGGACCUCGACGAAGACGCCUACACCAGCGACCAGCUCUGCGCCAUUUGCUGCUCAAACUCGCUGCCCCGCCUCGAGGCCCCAGCAGCAGCAGCAGCAGCAGCAGCAGCAGCAACGCAGCCCUCCAAGCGCCAGCAGCAGCAGCAGCAGCAGCAGCAGGACAGCGAAGAGGAGGAAGCAGGCAAGGAGGAGGGAAUUGUGUGCGACGGCUGCAACAGGGCUUUUCAUUUGAGGUGUAUAGACACUCCAAAUGAAACAAAUCCACCAAAUCCAAACUUAGAAUGGUUUUGCUGCUUCUGCCUCCAGUUCGCAAAAAGGGUACUGGGGGGCCCCCGGGGCGGCCCCCAGGGGGGCCCCCAAAGGGCCCCCACGGAGGGGGCGAGUGGGUUGGGGACAGCAGCAGAAGCAGCAGCUGCUGCUGCUGCUGCUGAUGCGGAGCUGCCGCCGCCAGAUCCGUCUCUGGUGCUGCCUCCUGGGCUCAAUGAAGCAGCAGCUUUGGCAGCAGCAUCUGCUGCUGCUGCUGCUGCUAAAGAUGAUGCAGCUGCUGCUGCAGCAGUUGCUGCUGGAACAGCUACUGCAGCAGAUGGGGAUGCAGCACGUGCAGCCACGAACGCGGCUGCAGCGGCAACAGCACCAGCAGCAGCAGCAGCAGCAGAUGACACCUCAGCUGCAAACGCAGCAGCAAAGGAAGCAGCUUCGAAGCAAGGCACAGCAGCAGGAAGUGAACCAGCAGCAACAGCAGCAGCUGGACCAGCAGCAGCAGCUGAUGAAGCAGCAGUCGCAGCGCAACCAGCAGCGGCCGAGUCACCAGCAGCAGCAGCGGAACCAGCAGCAGCAGCAGAACGAGCAGCAGCAGCAGGAGCGACAGAACCAGCAGCAGCAUCAGGAGCGACGGAAGCAGCGGCAGCAGCAGCAGCGGAAGCAGCAGCAGAGCCAGCAGCAGCAGCAGCAGCAGCAGGCCGUGUGUUCUCGUCUUUCGAAGCAGCAAAACUUGCUGCAGCAGGAAGGCCCCCAGUGCCCGUGAGGGGGGGGCCCCCCUUAUCUGCUGCUGCGUGGGGCCCCCAGCAGCGCCGGGGGGCCCCCGGGGGCCCCUCCUUACCAGACUCUACUUUUUUGAAAGCAAUAAAACCCUGCAAGGAUUGCAGAAGACAAUUCGGCAGAGACGCAAACCCCAUUACUUGCAGAGGCCUCGCAGCAGACCGAAGGGACGGAUCUCCUUGGGUCAUAAUUGACUAUGACGACGGAGACGAGGAAUGGGUGCCCCCGCGAGUGUUUAUGGAGGAGCUGCUGCGGCAGUGCCUUGGCCGGCAGCCGCAGCAGCAGCAGCAGCAGCAGCAGGAGGAAAGCUCCUCCUUUGCUUCUCUUUUUCGAUUUGAUUUGCUGCCUUUUGUCUCCAGCGAUAGAGAGACAAAAAGAAGAAGACAAAAGUUGAACAUUCCUUACCCCACUUUUAAUUGGGGGGACCAGCCCGCGCUGCUGUUCCGCCAGCAGCAGCAGCAGCAGCACCAGCAGCAGCAGCAGCAGCAGCAGUUGGUGUCUCCAGCGGCGAGGAGCAGGCGGGCAGCAACGCCGGCACACAGGCACACGCCUCCCCCCAGCAGCAGCAGCAGCAGCAGCAGCAGCAGCAGCAGCAGCAGCAGCAGCGGCGUGAGGUCCAGUAAGCGGCUGAGAAGCCGCCGCUGGUCUGAUGGCGAAGACUCCACUGGGGGCUCUCGCAUCAGCCAAGCAGAUGCAGCAGCAGCAGCAGCUGCAGCAGCAGCAGCAGCUGCAGCAGCAGCAGCAGCGGCGCCUGUUGCUGCUGCUUCGUUCCCCAGUAGCAGCAGCAGCAACGGCGGGGAGCAGCAGCAGGAUCGCGGUGCGCACGGCGCCUCUGGGCUUCCGGCGUUUUCUCCCGCUGCUGCUGCAGCAGCAGCUCCUGCGGCGGCCGAGCCCUCCCCAGCAGCAGCAGCAACCGCAGCCGCAGCAGCAGCAGCAGCAGCAGCAGCAGCUGCUGCUGCUGCAGCAGCACGGGGCCGCGUCUGGUUUGAAGAGCAGCAGCAAGCCUGGGCUGCUGAAGCUUUGCUGCCAGAUGGCUCUUUUUUUAAAAGAGUUUUUUACUGCAAAAGAAUGGGCAGGAGGAAGGCGGAGAUGCAGGCUCGACGUUUUGCUGCUCUCGAUCCUGCUGCUGCUGCUGCUGCAGCAGCGGCGGCCACGGCGCCCCGCACCCGCCAGCAGCACCAGCAGCAGCAGCAGCAGCAGCAGCAGCGCAAGCGAGCCCUCAGGGACACCUACUCCGCCUCCAGCGACGAGUCCGACAGCAGCAACAUUUCUUUUGCUUCCGAGGGCCCCUCCGAGGCGUCGGAGGCCCUUCCCAGCAGCAGCAGCAGCAGCAGCAGCAGCAGCAGCAGCAGCGGGGCGUGGGCCCCCAGCGCGCUGAGUGCUGCACUGGAGCCCGGCAGCUUAUUAACUGUGGGGUUUCCGCCGCUGGGGGGCCCCCAAGGGGGGCCCCCCUGGGGGCCCCCUUGGGGCAGCCGCAGCAGCAAGGGGGGGGCCCCCCUGGCGGACAGCAGCAAGCAGCAGCUGUGUCUGGACCUGCUGCUGUCGCUGGCGCGGCACAGCAGCAGCAGCAGCAGCAGCCAGCAGCAGCUGGACGGCGUGGCCUUCCGGCUGCACUUCGGGUGUAUGUCCAGGGGCCCCCUAAACCCCACAGAACUCGAAUUCUACUGCCAGCUGCUGGGGCCCCUGCUGCAGCAAGUUGGGGGGCCCCCCAUAACAGAUGCUGCAGUGAAGGGGGCCCUAAGGCGGCACCCGCAGCUGGUGGGAGACACAAUUCGCAAGCUCGAAGCAGCAGCAGCAGCAGCGCAGCAGCAGCAGCAGCAGCAGCAGCUGCACCUGCAGCAGCAGCAGCAGCAGCUCGCUCACCUGCAGCAGCACCAGCACGUCCAGAUGCAGCAGCACCAACUGCAGCAGCAGCACACGCUGCAGCAACAGCAGCCGCACCAGACGCUGCACCAACGGCAGCAGCAGCACGCGCUGCACCAACAGCAGCAGACGCUGCAGACGCUGCAGCAGGCGCCGCAGCAGCAGAUGCUGCAGCAACACACCGGUAGUGACAAGAGAGAGUCCCUGCUGCCGGAAGAGCCCCAGGCAGCAGCAGCAGCAGCUGCUGCUGCUGCAGCAACUGCAGCAACUGCAGCAACUGCAGCAACUGCAGCAACAAGGGCAGCAGCAGCAGCAACUAGUGCUGCUGCUGCCACAAUGCUGCCGUUUUGCGCACCAUCAGAAACAGCCGCCACUGCAGCACAUGAAAGACUGCAGCUUCAGAGCAGCAGCAGCAGCAGCAGCAGCAGCGGCAGCCGUAGCAGCAGCAUCGAUGAGGAUUUGGCGCAGCAGAGCAGCGGGACCCUCUUAGUGUCUGACACCCCACCAAAUGAAAGUCAGAAACAGGCAGCAGCAGCAGCAGCAACAGCAGCAAGACCAAUAGUAGCAGCAGAUGCAGCAGCAGCAGAUGCAGCAGCAGCUGGAAGUCUCGAGCAGGGCCGCAGCAGCAGCACUCCUUCAGUUCCUGCUGCUGCAGCAGUGGAGCAGACAGCCACGGAGCCUACAGCAGCAGAAGCAGCAGCAGCAGCAACAGCAGCAGCAGGGGCAUUGGCUUCCCCAGGGGCCCCCCAGCAGCUCAAUGAUACCCUAGGCUUUAACGAGGCAGCAGCAGCAGCAGCGGCAGCAGCAGCUGCUGCUGCUGCUGCCCCCGCAGCAGCAGCAGUCCCCGCAUCCCAACAACGACGGCAGCAGCAGCAACAGGAGCCGCAGCCUCAGCCGCCCCAGCCCCAUCCCCAACCCCCGCAGCAGCAGCAGCCCACCCCCCCGCCCAGCAGCAGCAGCCGCAGCAGCAGCAGCAGCAGCAGCAGGAUGGCGUUUCGCGUGGUGGUGGGCCCUGGGGCGAGCGCAGCAGCAGCGCUGGGCGUGGUGCGGCGGUGGGGCCUCGCUUCGGGGGCCCUGGAGGUCUCGCUGCUGCAGCAAAACUACGAAAGCAGCAGCAGCAGGAGAAACCGUCUUGCUGCUGCUAGGGCUUACCGGGCGAAGCGGGGGUACCUGCGCUACGCUGCUGCAGCAAUAGCCCACGCCCGCAGCCACCAUUUGUCUCUCCCGCUGCCGGAAGAUCCAGAAGAGGACCAGCAGCAGCAGCCGCCGCAGCAGCAGCAGCAGAAAAGCUCCGUUUUUUUCGGAGGAAGCAGCAGCAACUCUGCUGCUGCUGCUGCUGCUGCUCCUUUAAUUGCCACGUUUAAUUCAUUGAAUUUACAAAAAUUAAAAAAGUUGGAAUUCGAAAUUAAAUCAAAACUCCAAAAUCUCGAACUCGCCAUCCAGGCCAUGGACACCCACAGCCCGCUCACUGCAGCGCCCCGAGAAGCUGGCAGUGGUUUGUUUGUGCCUGCGAGUCGAGUGUUUGCGGAGGCAAAGGCAAGGGGGCCCCCUUGGGAUUUGUCAAGGGGGCCCCCUUGGAAAAGUGCAAGGGGGCCCCCUUGGGACAUUUUGAUUUUUUUGCAAUUUCGACUUCGCGGAAAAGGCUGGACUGAAGAGGAAAUUAAACUUCUUUGGAUUACAAUUCAAAACUGGUUUUUAUUUCAUUCCAAACUGCAGCAAAUCCGCAGCUUAGUUGCUGCUUUCGAGGGCCAAACGGCCCCCUGGGCUGCAGGAUUCACAGAGGCAGAGAUGCUGCAGCUGCAGCAGCAGCAGCAGCAGCAGCGGCAGCGGCAGCAGCAGCAGCGGCAGACGAGGGCAAGCUUCUAG
This is a messenger RNA of Eimeria tenella, 5598 nucleotides long. RefSeq lists its product as uncharacterized. The record is from RefSeq and is a predicted model, not a curated record. Lineage: Eukaryota; Apicomplexa; Conoidasida; Eucoccidiorida; Eimeriidae. The coding region runs from base 1 to 5598 and encodes 1865 amino acids. The transcript is spliced from 10 exons.